UCCCGACAAGCCCAUCAGCUGGACUCUGUGCUUCUGCUGCGAGGAGUCGCCGCUGUGUGUCUUUGUCACUCUCUCUCACACACACAUCCACGGACACACAUCCAAGUACACGGACACACACACAGCACUUGAAGCUAUAAAGGGAGCAUGGCACCGAAGAGACGAGCUGCUGCUGCUACUGCCACCGCCAGGGGGAGAGGCAAGAAGGUGAAGAAGGAGCCGGAGACUCCAGAGCCCAAAGAUGCCUUCACCUCAGCCAAAGAGGCCCUGCUGGCUGCAGGACCCCAGGUGAAGAGCAGCCGGAGGGUGGAUGAGCACUGCUCAGUGUCCGGGUCUGCACAGGUGCACGAGGACUACGACUGCAUGCUGAACCAGACCAACGUUGGACAUAACAAUAACAAGUUUUACGUCAUUCAAGUUAUUAAAGCAAACAACAAAUACCAUACGUGGAACAGAUGGGGUCGAGUGGGGGAGGGGGGACAAUCCAAACUGAACACGUUUGACAAGCCUGAGAACGCCGUCAAAGACUUUGAGAGAAAGUUCAAGGACAAGACGAAGAACAACUGGAGUGAUCACACAAAUUUUGUGUCUCACCCUGGGAAGUACACUCUGAUUGAGGUGGAUGGAGAGCAGGACGCUGAGGUGAUGGUGGACAGCGUGGAUGGAAACUCUGUCAGAGUUGCUAAAAACAUUCUCCCCUGCACACUUGACACAGCAACAAAAGACCUAAUCCAGCUAAUCUUCAGUAAUGACAUGUUCAAGGAGGCCAUGGAAUGCAUGAACCUAGACAUCAAGAAAAUGCCUCUUGGAAAGCUCAGUAAGGUGCAGAUCGCAAAGGGCUUUGGUGUGUUGGAGGAAAUCGAGGCGGCCAUGAGCAAGAAAAGAACGCCUGCAGCCCGCCUGGAAGAACUUUCCUCCAAGUUCUUCACCACGAUCCCACACAACUUCGGCCGGAACAGACCACCGACCAUCUCAUCUAAAGACAUAGUGGAGCAGAAGAAAGAGAUGCUCAUGGUGCUGGCGGACAUUGAGCUUGCCCAGACUCUGAAGUCAGAGACAGAGAAGGCUCAGGAUGAGACGAUCGAGACAGUUCCUCACCCUCUCGACCAAGACUACACUUCUCUUAAAUGCAAGCUCGAGUUAAUGGAGAAGGAUACCGAAACUUUCCAGAUCAUAGAAACUUACCUGAAUAAGACGGCAGGGACUUAUCGUAAACCACAAAUUAUCGACAUUUGGGAAGUUGAUCGAGAGAUGGAGGGAGGCCCCUUUAGCGAAAAUGAUAGCCUAGAGAACCGCCGCCUGCUGUGGCACGGUACAAACAUCGCUGUGGUGGCAGCGAUCCUGAAGAGCGGUCUGAGGAUUAUGCCUCAUUCAGGAGGCCGAGUUGGUCGUGGCAUCUAUUUUGCAUCUGAAAACUGCAAGUCUGCAGGUUACGUGCGCACCUCUAAAAACACUGGUGUGAUGUUUCUGAGCGAGGUAGCCCUUGGCAAAGAGUGCACCAUCACCCAAGACGACUGUUCACUGAAGAAGGCUCCUGCAGGUUUUGACAGUGUGGUGGCUCGAGGAUCAGUGGAACCAGAUCCCUCCGAGGACAUCUUCAUCACCCUGGAGGGCAAGAAGGUUUCUGUGCCUCAGGGUAAGCCCAUACCUCAGCCCCAGUUCUCAGACAGCUACUUCAGCAACAGCGAAUAUCUCAUCUACAAAGAGAGUCAGUGUCGCCUUCGGUAUCUGCUGGAGCUGAAGAUGUAGCACCAAUUCAACCGGAGGAAAGAGGCAGGUCCUUCGAAAGAGAAAUACUCUUCAACCUUUACAUAUAAGGGCCUGCUGAAAGAGCUUGGCUGUGCUGUCUCCUAAUCUAAUAUGGUUAUUGUCUUUGCUAUUCAUCAGUAGUAAAUAGUCAUGAUGGUACUUCUCUUCUACUACUACUACUUCCUGUGCCUUAUAUUUUGCACACUGUAAAACUAUCAAACUUACAGGUUGACAGGCUUGAUCAUAAACUGUAGAGCUUCACAUAUUCACCAUUCGCCUAUCGGUAUAUUUAUCCACAUUUUGACAUGUAAACGUCUAAAAGUUCUCUAAAGGCUGUUUUGCUUUUGCAUUUCAUUAAGCACCUGAUGUUUUAUCUGUGUAUCUCACUUUAGUUCUUUGAGUAGCUUAACUCUUACAUAUUGUAUUAUUUAAUCAGAGUGGAAAUUUAAAUAUAAACCUGGUUCUCAGAAAGAAAAUGUCUUGGAUAUUUUGAAGGAAUUUGCCAUGAGCUGUUGCCCUUACACUUAAAGUUUAAAAUUAUAAUAUUAUUUUAUAGAAUAGAUAUAUAAUAAAUAUAUAAAUAUAAUUUAUAUAUGGUAUCCUAUGCACUGAAAUGUUUACAGCUGGAAAAAUGUUUGUGGAUAACCUAAAUGCACUGUUUGCAAUCUAAGAAUCUGUUAACACUGAACACUGAAAGUGUUUCUGUAGUGUUAUAUAGUAUAACAUGUAAAUAUAAUGCCAUAUUUCUUGCAUAAUAGGUCUUCCAGGUACAUGAUGGUUGUACCACAUGUCACCAUGUAGUGUCACUAGUGAGCAAAUCCUUUAUGAAUGUAAUUGCCUUAGAAAUGACUUGAACCAAUGAUUAGUUAAUAAACUAAAGUGACCCUGCA
This is a messenger RNA of Limanda limanda (common dab), 2639 nucleotides long. RefSeq names its product poly (ADP-ribose) polymerase family, member 3 (gene parp3). Gene Ontology annotation, molecular function: NAD+ poly-ADP-ribosyltransferase activity. NCBI's taxonomy places the organism in Eukaryota, Metazoa, Chordata, Actinopteri, Pleuronectiformes, Pleuronectidae. Gene Ontology annotation, cellular component: site of double-strand break. The record is from RefSeq and is a predicted model, not a curated record. Bases 148 to 1749 code for a protein of 533 amino acids. The transcript is spliced from 11 exons.